Molecule: messenger RNA, 3002 nt
Organism: Diorhabda carinulata
Lineage: Eukaryota; Metazoa; Arthropoda; Insecta; Coleoptera; Chrysomelidae
Gene: Rab10
Product: ras-related protein Rab-10
Exons: 4
Coding region: 118-723 (201 amino acids)
Biological process (GO): cellular response to insulin stimulus
Cellular component (GO): Golgi apparatus; recycling endosome; insulin-responsive compartment
Molecular function (GO): GTP binding; GTPase activity
Source: RefSeq, a predicted model, not a curated record
AUCGAAAAUAUACGCAACCAGUCAAGCACUGCGUUCUCCACCUAUUUGUAAUUUAAGAGUUGGCAUUACUGCUUUAGAUGUUUUUGAUAAGCUUCAAUCAAAAAAAUAGUAAUAAAAAUGGCAAAGAAGACCUAUGAUCUAUUGUUCAAACUUUUAUUAAUCGGCGAUUCCGGAGUAGGAAAAACAUGCAUAUUAUUUAGAUUUUCGGAUGAUGCAUUCACGACAACGUUUAUAUCUACAAUAGGUAUAGAUUUCAAAAUCAAAACCGUAGAAUUACGAGGUAAAAAAAUAAAACUGCAGAUAUGGGAUACCGCUGGCCAAGAAAGAUUUCAUACUAUUACUACGUCCUAUUAUAGAGGAGCAAUGGGUAUUAUGUUAGUUUACGAUAUUACCAAUGAAAAAAGUUUUGAAAAUAUCGUGAAAUGGUUAAGAAAUAUUGAUGAACACGCUAAUGAAGAUGUGGAAAAAAUGAUAUUAGGUAAUAAAUGUGAUAUGACUGACAAAAGAACUGUUAGUAAAGAAAGGGGUGAAACGAUUGCCAGGGAACAUGGGAUUAGAUUCAUGGAAACAUCAGCAAAGGCCAAUAUAAAUAUCGAAAGAGCUUUUAGCGAGUUAGCAGAAGCCAUAUUGAUAAAAACAGCUGGAAAGGAACCCGGUGAUCCAGUAGAUCGAGUAACGGUGGAUAGAAGACCGACUAGUACGACGAAAUCUUGUUGUAAUUAGUAACUUAAUUAAGUGUACAUGCAUGUGAACUGAUUUCUAAACAAGAUGCUCAUAUAAACGCAAUCAAUUUUAUUUUUAAUAGCGGGAGUUACUUAUAAAUAUGUUUUCAUGUGUUCAGUAGAUAUUAUUUCAUCUUUUCAGUUUAAUAAUUUGAGUUUUCUUUAUUACAAACAUAAUAGUAAUGUAAUAACUAAACAUCGAUGUUCAUUUUAGUACUAGUAAAAAUAAAAAUAAUCAAAUUAGUAUUUAGGGUGACUAGAGGUUGUUUAUUUUUAAUUUAUUUGAUAAAGGUGGUAAUCCAAAUAAAAAAAGGAAACUCAAAUUAUAUCUUUUUGAUUUGUAUCAGCUUUUUCUGGUUAAAUAUUUUUCGUUUCGUUGUUCGGUGUUUUGUUUCAUCCCUCGGUUGUGUCUUAUCUAUUUCAAUGAAUAUUCUUGCCACUAAUAUCAUUAUUUUGUACAAAUUCUUCAGUGCUAAAUUGAAUCUGCAUACUUAUAACUAGUUUUAGAUGUUGACAGAUCACAAUUUUCAUUGUUAAUUAUGCAUCGGAGAGUUUCCACUACUAUUUAGAAGACUUGGAAGGUAUAAGUGAUAGAAAGUGCUUCUUAAGAUCGUUUGUAAUCUUGUGGGAACUGUGGUCGUCUUUAAUGGUCACUAAAGUGGUUUCGGAAGCUGUAAUUAUCUCCCUGAGAUACAGUUUUUCUUCGUUAACAUCAAAAUUGUCUUAUGUACUUCUCCGUAUCUGAAUCAUGUUUCUUUCAGCUAUUAUUUAUAUCCUGAAUUACUUGGAACAACAAGUCUUGUUCCAUAAUUCUUGAUUUUCAGCGGUUUUAUUACAUCAUUUGUUGUAAAAAACUUUUAAAUUGCCCAGAACUUUUCAUAAAUACAUAAAAUUGUCUAAUUUCCCAUGUCAAAAGUCUAAAAAAUUUGAUUUUUAUCAAAAAUAUUGCCGAACUCCCACUUUUGCAUAAACUAAAAAUAUACAAAUUGUUUUUUUCUUAUUUUAAGACAAUGUUUCGUUCCUAAAUCAAGCGUUGUGAAUGACUUACUUAUUUUUUUAUUUAGUCAAUUGUGAAGAGCAUCUGUAUUGACUAUCAAUUCUAUUCAAAAUUUGUUAUCACGUUUAAAAUUCUCCAAAAUUUAUUUUCCACUUGAGAAAACCGUUUUUUUUUCUCGAUGUAGUUGUAUAAUUACUAAAAAGUUGUACAUACAAAAAAAACAAAGAGCUUUAUAUGUUUAAGAAUAUCAUUUAUAUGCCUUUUUCUAUAUUAAACUUGUGGUAAUACUAUGUAACUAUUUAAAAUAGUCUAAGAACAAAAACACAGUCCAGAAUUCCUUUCUUUUGUCUUACCUAACCCUUAAUCACUAUCGGUCCCUAAAAAUUCCUUUAGUCUUACAAAAACUUGUAAAAUCAGUUGUUUUAGAACUGAAAGGCUCUUCCGGGGCACAAAUGCCUUCGAUAUUGGUUGUUUCAACCUACGAAACAUAAUUUGAGACCACAUAAAGUUAGAAACUCAAAAAAUUCACUUACUUUGACUUACCAACCCUUUAAUAACUACCAGCCCCUAAUAGUUCCUUUGGUGUUACUAAAACUUGUUAAAUCAGUUGUUCUAGAAGCGAAAGAUUCUUCUGGAGCACAAAGGCCUUAGAUAUUGGUUGUUUUUCACAGUAAAUGGAUUCUAUAUGCAAUUUUUUAGAUACAGUAUCAGCUCUUUUCACACAGGACUGUGUUCAGCCCUUUUAAUAUUCAAAUGACAAAAAAAUGCUUCUUAUAUUUUAAUAAUAUGCAAAAUUGUACCAAAUAUUUAUUUAUAUUUCAUAAACAAUGGCGUAAAGUGUACUAAUAUAGAUAUGGGCGAAGUAGCAUCGACGAGGCCCUUUUUUUUACCUUUUCCAACAUUUGAUUGAUGAAUUUAACUUACGAAACAUAAUUUGAGACCACAUAAAGUGAAAUUGAUUAAAAACACAGUCAGAAGUUUACUCAGAAACUCAAAAAAUUCACUUAUUUUGUCUUAAUCAUUAUCAACUCCAGAAUUUUCCUUUGGUCUUAUUAAAACAUGUAAUUUUUUUAAAUAAUUUUCAAUUCAUGAGGGCCCAUUUCGUCCUUGCAUAGAUACGCCACUGUUUUAAAUAAACAAAAUACUAUAAAUAUCAUAUUGAAGUAGUAGAAUAUGUCAAAUUGCCAUACAUUAUAAUGUGAUUUAUAGUUGCAGGUUUUUAUUUGAUAUUUCUUGUGAUUUUUUUUUUAUUUAUGCUCCAUUUAAUAAAUAGUUGAAAAAUA